This is a messenger RNA of Clarias gariepinus (North African catfish), 4282 nucleotides long. It is a transcript of the gene cuedc1b, whose product is annotated as CUE domain containing 1b. The transcript is spliced from 11 exons. The coding region runs from base 535 to 1671 and encodes 378 amino acids. Gene Ontology annotation, molecular function: ubiquitin binding. The record is from RefSeq and is a predicted model, not a curated record. NCBI's taxonomy places the organism in Eukaryota, Metazoa, Chordata, Actinopteri, Siluriformes, Clariidae.
UUUGAUUCUCUCUCUCUCACACACACACACACACACACUGUGAUGUCGCUCUCGCCGGACUCGAGCAAUAAGAACUAACGUUACAUACAGUCGGUGUGUAUCACUGAUGGUUUAAACCCAUCCCUGUCUCUGCGGAAGGAAACGAGGCUUCAUUGUGAAUAUUUUCACGGUAGACUGGAACGCCGACGCUGUGCCGCUCACCAGCUGCUCUCUCUCUCUCUCCCGCUCCCUCAAUCCUGGUGAAGUUUCAACUCUGUUGGAAACUUUUGGAGUCAUAGGCCACAAAAUGUUGAAUGCCAUUCUUUCUUCUUGAAGUGAUUUCAUUACUACUAUAUUGGAUGCAGCUUAAAAAGCAGAAAAGGAAGAAAUAUGCUUUCUCCUGCCCCAGUGGAUUAACCUAAUCGUGCAGAGAUGAAAGUGUGAAUUGGUUUGAAAAGCUGUCUUGUUCAGAGACGAAUACGUGUGGAUAUAAGAAAGAAAUUAAAAAAAAGUUGGAGUUUGUGCCAUCAUCUCCGGGUGGCCUAGUUGGUCAAGAUGACGAGUUUAUUUGGGCGGAGCAGCAAUGGCGGAUCUCGCGGAGGAGGGGGAGCAGGUGGAGGAGGUGGGGGAUCGGACACAGGAGAACUGAACAACAGUAGGCCUAACCGACAGGUUCGCCGGCUGGAGUUCAACCAGGCCAUGGAAGACUUUAAGACCAUGUUUCCAAGCAUGGACUAUGAGGUGAUCGAGUGUGUGCUGCGCUCAAACAAAGGGGCUGUAGAUGCCACCAUUGACCAGCUUCUACAGAUGAGCAUCGAUGACAAUGGUUCAGAUGACAGCUCGGACUCUGAUGACAGCAUACCUCCCGAGAUUCUGGAGAGGACCCUCGAACCAGACAGCUCAGACGAAGAGCCACCUCCAGUCUACUCUCCACCCACAUAUGACAUGCACAUAUAUGACAGGAAAUAUCCCAAUGCCCCGCCCACACCACCCCCUAGAUUUGAACCGCAGCCCUCUGCUGGACAGCAGCACACACGGAGUUACAGGAACUGGAACCCACCGUUACUUGGCAACCUGCCUGAUGACUUCCUUCGAAUCUUGCCCCAACAGGCAGACAGUAUAAAGAGCUCUCAAAGCAGCAUGGAUAAACCAUCGUCCUCCCUGGCAUCGUUGGGUCAGCAGGCUACCAGUGUUGCUACAGUAUCUGAGCAGGAACGCAAAUCCAAACAGUACCUGGAAGAUGAGCGCAUCGCUCUCUUUCUCCAGAACGAGGAGUUCAUGAAGGAGCUGCAGCGCAAUCGCGAGUUUCUCGUCGCACUGGAACGAGAUCGCCUAAAAUAUGAAUCAAAGAAAUCUAAGUCAGCUGGUAACUCCACAGGUAACCACUACACCCCUGGAUCAUUUGAGGCAUGCACAGUAGUAUCAGAUGACGCUCAGUUCAGAGACAAACUGAAGCACAUGGGAAAAUCAACCAGGAAGAAACUAUUUGAGAUUGCCAAAGGGUUUUCAGAGAAGACAAAACGAAGGAAGGCUAAAAGGAGGACCCUCCUGCGACAUCAGUCACUGGGCACUGCCAACUCCACUGCCAAUCUACUGGAUGAUGUAGAAGGAAACCCAUGUGAGGAGGAGAGUCAGCUUAGAAGACUGGUCAUGCAGGAAGAGGACCGGCCCCGCAGGGAAGCUCUGUCAUGAUCCUUCUUGUCACAUGGUGUAAAGUGUCCAUGGAGAAAGCAGAGUAACACUCAGCAGACUGCUUCUGUGACUUCAUGAUGACGGUGCGAGUCAGUCAUCCCCAGCUCCACCCACGCAGUCUUUACUCAAACAAGUUUCUUUAGUCACAGGAAAAGACUAGAAUUCUAAAGCAGCAUUGUAACCAGACUAUGAUUAUUAUCUGAAAUAUAUUAACUGUAUAGUAACUCUUUGUUAAUAUAUGAUUUCAUAUGUAAAACUUAUCAAAUUCAGUAUUAAUACCGUCUUCCCCUGUAUGAUGGUUAAAAAAAUCUGUUUGUGCUAGCUGCUUUUUAUGUGUUCCUUCUUUGAUUAUUUAUGGUUUAAGAUAAAUCUGGCUUAUUACAUAUAAUUUUUAUAUCUUUGCAAAAUAUUUAUAUUUCUUCAAUCAUACAGGUUGAAUAACCUGAUGGUUAUGUAACAUUUGAAGGUUUUCUAUGAUCUCCAAGAAUCCAGUCCUUUAAUUAUACAAACUUUGCCACACUUGCUUAUGUUAUCUAUUUGUAGUAGCACCAGAAUGCCUUUUGACUACAAUAUACCAAGGCAUAAAGGUUCGAUUUAAAUGUUUUGAGAUGAUGAUAUGCCUGUCAAGUCAGAACGAAUAGCCAAUUCAGCCUGUGUAAGUGCCCUUUUAUUCAGUAGGCAAAACUUGUCCAUGUCCAAGUUUCUCUACAUGUCCAGAGCCGAAGCAAAGUCUUGCAUAGUCAAAUUAUGCUGUUACAGUACAAUGCUUAAAUAAUUCUUAUUUAUAAGAAUGAAAGGUCAGAGUUUUUCACAUGAACGUUGGAAAUGGCCACAAUCUGUGAAUGGACUUCCUACUUGCACUGCCACUUGCUUUUCAAUUUGUAGUUUGAAGUUUUUCUACAGGAAAGCUAACAUUAAAAAGCCAGUAUUAAUAUGAUUUUAGUCAGUAAUGCUUUUUCUAGACUGCUGUGUUUAGGAUCACCACAUGAUUAUUUUCAUGAGUUAGGUGGACAGAACAAAAUGUACCUUUAUUUGGUGUAUAGUGUUGCUAAUAUUUGAUGCGAUACUUCUAAUUUCUAAUUCUGUGUGUUUCAAGCAGGCGGCAUGGUGGUAUAGUGGUUAGUACUGUAAUCUCACACCUCCAGGGUCCCCCCCUUCAAGUCUGUGCGCGGAGUUUGCAUGUUCUCCCUGUGUUUGUUGUGUUUUUUCCGGGUACUCCGGUUUCCUCCCACAAACCAAAGACAUGCAGAUUAGGCUAUUUGUUAUUUUUCCCAUAGUGUGUGAGUGUGUGCAUGCUUGUGCCCUGCGAUGGAUUGGCACACUGUCCAGGGUGUACCCAACUUGGUGCCCUGAGUCCCCUGAGAUAGGAUGCAGGCCUCCAACAACUCUGUACAUGAUGAGCAUUGUUGAGAGUGAGUGAGCGAAAAAAUAUGUGUUUUAAGCAGUGUGAUUUUAUUUUAAGGGAAGAUAAAUAAAAUGUGAACUUCCACACUUAUUUUGCAUUUUAUGUGACGCUUGCAUAACAGGUUCUAUUUUUUUUUAUUGAAAUUCUAUGAGUAACAUUGCAGGAAUGCAAUAAUUUUAUGUUCAUGCUAUUAUGCAAUGGAUUCUUAGUAAAUGUAACAAAAUGUAUCUCUUGGGUUUUUAAGCAAAAUACAUUUUUCUAAACACUGCUUGAACAUUUGCAUUGUAUUAUUAUUAUUGGAUCAAGAUAACAGGUUUCUCCAUCUCCAGCCAUAAGAGGGCCAGGACGGGCCAGCAGUUUAAUUGUUCUUUACACUCCCAGAUUUUGUUCUUUUUUACUUAUUUUUAAAAAGGGAAAUAUUAAAUGAGAAACAUUUAUUGGUUAUUAUUGUUGUUUGGUUAGGCAUACUUCAGUUAUAAAUAUUUCUUUAAAAAGGUGUUUCAAUAUUUCAGAAGUCUGGUAUUUUCAAUGCAGACCACCCUUUUUUAAAAACUGUAGCAUUAUACUUUUACUUCACAAUGUGUGACCCUAAAUUCACAUCAUUUCAGUUCAUCUCCCAUGUGAUCUGUAACACAUUUAAUCUCUCAGGGAACUUGCUCUCAUUUAAUCGUUUUGGUACAAGCACAGCAUGAAAGCAUACAAAUUAAUAGUAAAAACAGAAAAUACAAAGCCUAAUGUAGCACAGUGAGAUAUGCUUCAUAAUGCAAUAAAAACUGUUAACCAAAAGAUUUUUCUAAAAUAUCUCAGUAUUUAAUAGUUCCUUUGUCCUCAGAGAUGUUAGUUUCCUUUUCUCUUUGGUAUGAUUUUUUCUAGUCAUGCCUAAAUUCUUACCAAGGUUAACUUUUGUUCUUCAUAAAGAGUGAAGUUAGGCUUAACUUACUUUGAAGGGUGGUGAAAAUUGUGUAGUACAGUGUUUAAUUUUGAUCAAAUUGGAUGGAAUAUUUUCUUAAUGUUAAACUAGGUUAGUAAAUUAAACUUGUAACAUAGAUAUUAUUAUUAUUAUUAUGGGAGAUAUUAUCUUUCUAUGACUGACUGUAUUUGCUCCAUUAAUGAUUGUAAUGGUUCUGUAUUUCAUCCUACUCUCAACAUUGUCUUCACUUUUCUUAUAGUCCUGUUGCGUUUAUUAGUUAUUUAAAAGGAAUAAAA